CCCGACGCCAAGUGGCACAGCAGCUUGCCGUCCAGUUUCCUGCCGCAUUCUACCUUCCAGGUCGCCUCAAGGACGGGUACUGUUAGCUUGUUGACACAAGACACAGCGCCGUCCGACGCGCCGGAUGAACAGGGUCGAGCGGAUCUGCCCACGACCCUCUCCAAGUACGAGAGGAAGCUCAAGAAGUUUUUCGGCCAGUGGCACGCAUCCCUAGUCAAGCAGGGCAUACCAGAGCACCUCGUCUGCACGAUUGCCAAGCGUUGUGUCCAGAUCAACGACGAAGAGGGCGCUCCGGGGACGGACAGCCACACGAGUCGCGCCCCUCAGACCAAUGACGAGCUCGUUGUGAUACAGCUGGGCGCGGGUGGGCGAGCAUCGAAGCAGGGACUUGGCGGGGAUCACAAACCAGCCACUCUGGUGGAGGCCCUCCGGGCCAAGCUCAGCCACGGCGGACGUAAGAGUCAUCAUUACGAGGAGGGAGGCAAAUCAUUCGAUACACUAGCCGUUGCCAGACGGCUGCAAGAAAGGGACUUUGGGGGCAGGCUGUCCUCGCAAGAGAUCUGCGUCAUAGGUAUGGCGGUCCUACACGAGGUAUUCGGCAGCCGAGGUCAGAGACGCCUCGCCGAUGCACUGAUGCACCUUUACGGCCGCCACCCGCGACAGCAUCUCGCCGACCUCGACCGGAACGCAGGCAGGGUGGCAGACGAGAUCCGCAAGCAAGGCCCGGUGACACUAUCCAACUUCACCCGACGUUGGGCCCAGGCCGUCCAGCACGAAGGCCCUAACAUGUCGACGAUUGAUGACAUUCGACUGAUUGACAUGAAGGUGUCACUUGUCCGUGAAUGGGACCGCUGGUCGAGCCCGGCCGCGACAGAGUCAAAUGGAGACAUCGAAGACUUCCUCGCCAGGAACGGGAUAGGCGCCAACACGGGCUUGGCACUCGCGACGAGGAUAUCAAAGUAUCUCAGCAGGAAGCUCGGCCUUCCUGAAGGCGCCUUGCCCAAGAAGAUCUAUGCCUGGCGACCGCUGACCGUGAUGGCAGACGUCUUUGGAGCCGGCAGUUAUGUCUUCGUCUCUCGGAGCCUCUUCACCUGCUACAACAAGAUUCGUCCGACCGAUGGCAUUAAAAAGGAGGAUAAGUUCCGUGUGAUGGCGCUUGCUGUUGCAGACGAGCUUCCAGACCUUUUGGAGAUC
Molecule: messenger RNA, 1194 nt
Organism: Ilyonectria robusta
Lineage: Eukaryota; Fungi; Ascomycota; Sordariomycetes; Hypocreales; Nectriaceae
Exons: 2
Source: RefSeq, a predicted model, not a curated record